AAGUUGAUUGAAUUUUGAUUUGACAUCUUAGUUUUCGGUUUUGUGCACGUGUACAGCAGAGUUUUUCGAGUUAACUACUUUCAAGCUCGAUUUUUAACUUUAAAAAAAACAUGGCAACUGAAAAUGAACAAGGAGAUUGUCCUGACGAUCUUGAAUCUGUCGAAGAAGAGGAAGUUGAUGGCUCCAAACAACUAGACUUUCCUAACGUUUAUGCUGCCCUUCAAAGUCAGAGGAAUGCUGCGAUGCUUGCACUCUUACCUACCUCAGUGAAGAGAAGAAUUAAGGCUCUAAAGAGAAUCCAAUUGGAGGCAACUAAUAUUGAAGCUAAAUUUUUCAAAGAGGUACAUAAUCUAGAAUGUAAAUACCACAAGUUGUACCAGCCUCUUUACGAGAAAAGAAAUACCAUUGUGAGCGGCCAAUACGAACCUACCGAUGAAGAAUCUCAGUGGUCAUCUGAUGAUGAGUCCGAUCUUCCAGAAGCCAUUAAAGAAAAAAUUAAUUUAGAUGAUUCUAAAAAAGAAACAGAACCUAAAGACGAAAAGGGUGUUCCUGAUUUCUGGCUUACAAUCUUCAGGAAUGUCAGCCUACUGUCUGAAAUGGUUCAACCUCACGAUGUUCCAAUACUCAAACAUUUGACUGAUAUCAAGAUUAUCUGCAAAGAGGAUCCAAUGAAAUUCAUUCUUGAAUUCCACUUCUCCACCAAUGAAUACUUCACUAAUAACGUGCUCACGAAGGAAUAUGAUAUGAAAUGCGCGCCAGAAGAUGAUGACCCAUUCAGCUUCGAAGGCCCCGAAAUAUUUAAGUGUGCUGGCUGCAUAAUAAAUUGGAACAAGGGCAAAAACGUUACUGUCAAAACCGUUAAGAAGAAACAGAAGCAUAAGAGCAGAGGCGUGAUACGCACAAUUACCAAAACUGUCCAAAAUGAUUCGUUCUUUAAUUUCUUCAGCCCGCCAACAAUUCCAGAUGAUGCAAAGGAGGAAGAAGUAGAUGAAGACUUAAGAAAUUUGCUUACCACCGAUUUUGAAAUCGGUCAUUAUAUUAGAGAAAGGAUCGUUCCUCGAGCCGUUCUUUUCUUCACAGGAGAGGCGUGUGAAGACGAGGAUGAUUUCGAAGAAGAGGAGGAAGAAGACGACGAGGAAGAUGAUGGGGAUUCAGAUGAUAAAGAGGUUGCAACAAAGGUUAACAAAGAUCAGAAUUGUAAACAGCAAUAAGAUAUUCACCGCUGUGGCUUUAAAUUCAAUGUUAUCAUCAAUCUUAACUUGGCUUUUUGAUAUAAAUUAUUAGUUUCUUUCUACGUUAUGUAAAAAAUUGUUAACAGUUUUAAUUAUAGAAUCAUGUUGAAGUGGCAGUUUUUGUAGCGUACCCAAAUCUGUUAUAUUUCCAAAAUUUGUUUUGUAAGGAGUAUGUAAGUAAAUCAUUUCGUACU
Molecule: messenger RNA, 1426 nt
Organism: Diabrotica balteata
Lineage: Eukaryota; Metazoa; Arthropoda; Insecta; Coleoptera; Chrysomelidae
Source: the annotation of a GenBank genome assembly